CAUCUAUUUAAGGAUCUAAGAAACCACUUCACAACGAUGAUGGAGAGAGUUCUCUCCUCAAUAUUACCAUAAAGUCUCAACUAGCUCCAAUACUUGAAAAAGAAAAAACCACUCUAGCUAGCCCAAACAAAACCUUUAACUUUCUUUUUCUAAAAUCCUAAAGCUAAUCGGAGAAAUCCGUCAACAACAACUAGCUGGAGAAAAUGGAUCUAGAAGAGUGGGAAAUACUCCCUAGAAACAACUACAAGGGUCUCGAGCUUGAUCUUGGUCUUGAAGAGGAUCAUGAAGCCAAGAAGAUGAUGAGAAACAACGGGAAAACCUUCGAAAAUGAUUACUACAUCUGCUCAACACAAGAUCCUGUCGGCAAAACAGAGCUUCUUUAUCAGAGAUCUAGCGUGGUCCCCACACAACUCCUCCAAAUUCCCAUAACUUGGGAGCCUUUGUCCCCCGUUGACGACAAAGAUCGCAAGAAGCACCCGGAUCCGGAUUUCUCGGAGCCAGACCCGGAACGUUUGACGGAGUCUCUUCCGUCGCCGAGAAUAACCUUCAAGAAAAUGAAGGAAACCGAAUUUGCCGACAUGAAACUAGACUCGCCAUCAGCCAGGUUCACAAGCCCUCUGCCUCAUCAGAACGACGAGAAACAUUCCGAGAUCAUGGGAUCAGAUAGUAGUGACUUGAGUAGCAAGAAAGAGGUUGAUUGGGAUGAAGGUAAGAAAAUGAAUCUGUGGAAGAAGGGUCUCAAUGGAAUUGGAGCUAUAUGUUCAUUUGGUGUUGCUGCUGCUGCUGCCACCAUCUGUGUCUUCUUCCUUGGAAACAACAGUAGCAUCCAUGGUUGUCGCAACAAGAACCAAAUCCUCAGGUUCCAGAUUUACUCUGAUGAUAAUAAGCGAAUGAACGAAGUAGUGAAGCAUGCAACAAAGCUAAAUGAAGCAAUCUCUGUGAUGAAAGGUCUUCCCGUGGCAAGAGCUCAGAUAUCUUUUGGUGGAUACUACGAUGCACUUUAAUAUAUCAUUACAUCAGAGAUCUUUAAUAUCCAAUGUCUUCUUCUCAAAUACGGGGAUCCAUAUAUAGAAUUAUAUUUAUGAAUUUAGGAAAUCCAAUAAAUAAUGUUUGUAAA
Messenger RNA from Capsella rubella, 1117 nucleotides. RefSeq lists its product as uncharacterized. NCBI's taxonomy places the organism in Eukaryota, Viridiplantae, Streptophyta, Magnoliopsida, Brassicales, Brassicaceae. The coding region runs from base 204 to 1004 and encodes 266 amino acids. The record is from RefSeq and is a predicted model, not a curated record. The transcript has 2 exons.